AUGCGAAGGGUUGUCGUGACUGGCCUGGGUGCUGUCACUCCGCUCGCAGCCGGCGUACGGCCGACGUGGCAGCGUCUGCUCAAGUCGCACAGCGGAAUUGUUUCGACUACUUCGAGAGGCUCGCAGUUUGAAGCUCUCCCAAGUCGCGUCGCGGGACUUGUCCCUCAGGGCAGUCGCGACGAUGGCCGAUGGCAGGCCAAAGACUGGCUGACCACGAGCGAAGAGCGCCAAAUGGCUUUGUUCGCCCAAUAUGCUAUUGCAGCAGCUCAAGAAGCCCUAGAUGACGCAGGAUGGCAUCCUACUCAGCAAAAAGACCUCGAAGCGACUGGCGUGGCCAUUGGAUCUGGCAUUGGCAACCUCGACGAGGCAUACAAUACAUCUGUCGCCUUUCAUGAGUCUGGCUAUCGCAAGGUCUCGCCGCUCUUCGUGCCAAGGCUGCUCAUCAACCUCGCUGCCGGGCACGUCUCUAUGAAGCACGGCUUCAUGGGACCGAACCACGCGGCAACAACUGCGUGCACAACGGGAAUACAUGCCAUUGGUGAUGCAUCUCGCCUCAUUGCGUUUGGCGAUGCCGAUGUGAUGGUCGCUGGAGGUGCCGAAUCUUGCAUCCAUCCUCUGGCCAUCGCCGGCUUUGCUCGCGCACGUAGUCUAGCCACGGACUGGAAUGAUAAUCCAUAUGCUGCGUCACGCCCUUUCGACAGUGCAAGGGCCGGUUUCGAACUGGAACAUGCGAAGGCACGAGGCGCAAAUAUAUACGCAGAAAUCCGUGGCUAUGGUCUCUCAGCAGAUGCACACCAUAUGACGGCACCUGAGGAAGAAGGCAAUGGGGCGUUCUUGGCGAUGAAACAAGCCUUGAAGCACGCCCAGCUCAAGCCUAACAAGAUCGACUAUGUGAACGCACAUGCAACAUCUACCAAGCUCGGCGAUGCUGCUGAAAACAAUGCUAUCAAGCGUUUGUUGCUGGGCGAAGAGGGACGAACAUCUGCUGCUCAAGUCAAUGUCUCCAGCACAAAGGGUGCGAUUGGCCAUCUUCUCGGCGCAGCCGGUGCAGUUGAAGCUAUCUUCACCAUACUUGCAUGUCAUGAGAAUGUUCUGCCACCGACACUGAAUCUCGAAAACCCCGGCGAUCCGGCUUCUGACUUCAAUUGCAACUAUGUUCCCCACACUCCACAGCAGAUCGCUGUCAAUGCAGCACUUACGAACAGCUUUGGCUUCGGUGGCACAAACGCAAGCAUCUGUGUAUCGAAAUACAAGUGAUGUGAUGGUCUCGACCUGGAUGUGCUGGCUUUGCUAAUGGUCCACUGUCAAAGCUACCCCACCCAUCCCACGUUAUUGGUGGGAUAUGAGGCGUUAUCUGUGGACCGGCACAACAGAAGAGACUUUCGCUACAAUUCAGUGCCAGCGGCUGUUGCGGCCACCUGCUGCACUACUGCUAAAGAUCAACGCCUCGUGCCACCACCGCGAUGGAAACACAAAGUCUGCUCCCACCUCGCAGCCCAGCCACAGGGCGCACUGCAACCACG
Cercospora beticola is the source of this 1523-nucleotide messenger RNA. It is a transcript of the gene CEM1, whose product is annotated as fatty acid synthase CEM1. The record is from RefSeq and is a predicted model, not a curated record. Gene Ontology annotation, cellular component: mitochondrion. Lineage: Eukaryota; Fungi; Ascomycota; Dothideomycetes; Mycosphaerellales; Mycosphaerellaceae. Gene Ontology annotation, biological process: fatty acid biosynthetic process. Gene Ontology annotation, molecular function: 3-oxoacyl-[acyl-carrier-protein] synthase activity.